Molecule: messenger RNA, 4097 nt
Organism: Callithrix jacchus (white-tufted-ear marmoset)
Lineage: Eukaryota; Metazoa; Chordata; Mammalia; Primates; Cebidae
Gene: DLL4
Product: delta like canonical Notch ligand 4
Biological process (GO): Notch signaling pathway; multicellular organism development; cell communication
Cellular component (GO): membrane
Molecular function (GO): calcium ion binding
Source: RefSeq, a predicted model, not a curated record
AGGUGCACAGAGAGAGCCUCGAGUCUUAGACCCUUGGCCCCUACCCUAGCUUAGAGUAGCCACGGAGAGGUUAACUCUUCCGCUGGACUCCCUGCUGCGCUGGGGAUGCGUGGUAGUGGGCACUCUUAGGUUGGGGGACGGUGAGACCAGGGUUCCUGAAGCUCCAGGAAUGAAAAGGAGAUCGGAUUUUCCCGGCGCUGGUUUUCGAAUUUCGGGCUUAAGUUCUUUUUACCUGCUUGAGGACACUAGGUUACUAGCGUCUGCUGCGGACGCAAAGCCUACGGGGACUCCCUAGUGUCUCCGCCCCUAAGACCAUUCCGGAACCACCCACGCACCUCCCUCCCCAUUACCGGCCAACCCCUCUGUCCUCCCACGGCUAGGGUCUCAGCCCUUAACCGCUCCAUCACGGAGGACUGGUCACCUCGGCACACGUUGAGCUGGGAGACCUAGAGGUUGGGAGCGAAACGGAGGGGCGGGGACCUGCGCCCGACCGGCUGGCGGGGAGGGGGGAGUGGCGGGGGCGGAGGCCCCCUCCGGGCGGCGCUGGGACUGUAGCAGCUAGAGGCCUGGAGGGGAGGGGAGAAUGACCAUGAGUCUGAGUGACAGGCGGCGAGUAGAGGAGCCAAUGUAUAUAAGGAAGGCUCCCAAGCGCACAGGUUUCAGUAGCGGCGCUGCGCGCAGGCCGGGAACUCGAGGCCAAGAGCCGCAGCCCCAGCCACCUCGGUGCAGCGUACCCCGGCACUAGCCCGCUUGCAGCCUCAGGAUUAGCCCGAAGACGCGUCCUCCGCGCGGCCGGCCGCUGCCCAGCCGCCUUCACCUGGAUUACCUACCGCGGCAGCUGCAGCAGAGCUAGCAAGGCCAGUGGGGAGCAGCGUCCUGAGAGGAGCGCGUCUUUUCUGGGACCCCCGCGGCUGGCUGACGCGCAGGAAAGCGACUUCGCUAACAGAGCCAGAUUCAGGGCCCGAGAGAGCGACGCCCCAGGGGAUGGCGGCAGCUUCCCGGAGCGCCUCUGGCUGGGCGCUACUGCUGCUGGUGGCACUUUGGCAGCAGCGCGCGGCGGGCUCAGGCGUCUUCCAGUUGCAGCUGCAGGAGUUCGUCAACGAGCGCGGCGUACUGGCCAGUGGGCGGCCGUGUGAGCCUGGCUGCCGGACUUUCUUCCGCGUCUGCCUUAAGCACUUCCAGGCAGUCGUCUCGCCCGGACCCUGCACCUUCGGGAGCGUCUCGACGCCGGUUUUGGGCACCAACUCCUUCGCUGUCCGGGACGACAGUAGCGGCGGGGGGCGCAACCCUCUCCAACUGCCCUUCAACUUCACCUGGCCGGGUACCUUCUCACUCAUCAUCGAAGCUUGGCACGCGCCAGGAGACGACCUGCGGCCAGAGGCCUUGCCAUCAGAUGCACUCAUCAGCAAGAUUGCCAUCCAGGGCUCCCUAGCUGUGGGUCAGAACUGGUUACUGGAUGAGCAAACCAGCACCCUCACAAGGCUGCGCUACUCUUACCGGGUCAUCUGCAGUGACAACUACUAUGGAGACAACUGCUCCCGCCUGUGCAAGAAGCGCAAUGACCACUUCGGCCACUACGUGUGCCAGCCAGAUGGCAACUUGUCCUGCCUGCCUGGUUGGACUGGGGAAUACUGCCAGCAGCCUAUCUGUCUUUCGGGCUGUCAUGAACAGAACGGCUACUGCAGCAAGCCAGCAGAGUGCCUCUGCCGGCCAGGCUGGCAGGGCCGCCUCUGCAAUGAAUGCAUCCCCCACAAUGGCUGUCGCCAUGGCACCUGCAGCAUUCCCUGGCAGUGCACUUGUAAUGAGGGCUGGGGAGGCCUGUUUUGUGACCAAGAUCUCAACUACUGCACCCACCACUCUCCGUGCAAGAAUGGGGCAACGUGCUCCAACAGUGGGCAGCGAAGCUACACCUGCAGCUGUCGCCCAGGCUACACCGGUGUGGACUGUGAGCUGGAGCUCAGCGAGUGUGACAGCAACCCCUGUCGCAACGGAGGCAGCUGUAAGGACCAGGAGGAUGGCUACCACUGCCUGUGUCCCCCAGGCUACUAUGGCGUGCAUUGUGAACAUAGCACCUUGAGCUGCGCCGACUCCCCCUGCUUCAAUGGGGGCUCCUGCCGGGAGCGCAACCAGGGGGCCAGCUAUGCUUGUGAAUGCCCCCCGACCUUCACUGGCUCCAACUGUGAGAAGAAAGUGGACAGGUGCACCAGCAACCCCUGUGCCAACGGAGGCCAGUGCCUGAACCGAGGUCCAAGCCGCAUGUGCCGCUGCCGUCCUGGAUUCACGGGCACCUACUGUGAACGCCACAUGAGUGACUGUGCCCGUAACCCUUGUGCCCAUGGUGGCACUUGCCAUGACCUGGAAAAUGGGUUCAUGUGCACCUGCCCUGCCGGCUUCUCUGGCCGGCGCUGUGAGGUGCCGACAUCCAGCGAUGCCUGUGCCUCGAGUCCCUGCCUCAACAGGGCCACCUGCUACACUGACCUCUCUACAGACACCUUCGUGUGCAACUGCCCCUAUGGCUUUGUGGGCAGCCACUGCGAGUUCCCUGUGGGCUUGCCGCCCAGCUUCCCCUGGGUGGCCGUCUCCCUGGGCGUGGGGCUGGCGGUGCUGCUGGUGCUGCUGGGCAUGGUGGCAGUGGCUGUGCGGCAGCUGCGGCUUCGACGGCCAGACGACGGCAGCAGGGAGGCCAUGAACAACUUGUCGGACUUUCAGAAGGACAAUCUGAUUCCUGCCGCCCAGCUUAAAAACACAAACCAGAAGAAGGAGCUGGAAGUGGACUGUGGCCUGGACAAGUCCAACUGUGGCAAACAGCAAAACCACACACUGGACUAUAAUCUGGCCCCAGGGCCGCCGGGGCGGGGGACGAUGCCAGGAAAGUUUCCCCACAGUGACAAGAGCUUAGGGGAGAAGGCGCCACUGCGGUUACACAGUGAAAAGCCAGAGUGUCGGAUAUCAGCAAUAUGCUCCCCCAGGGACUCCAUGUACCAGUCCGUGUGUUUGAUAUCAGAGGAGAGGAACGAAUGUGUCAUUGCCACGGAGGUAUAAGGCAGGAGCCUACCUGGACAUCCCUGCUUGGCCCUGCGGCUGAACCUUCCUUCUGCAUUGUUUACAUUGCAUCCUGGAUGGGACGUUUUUCAUAUGCAACGUGCUGCUCUCAGGAGGAGGAGGGAAUGGCAGGAACCAGACAGACUGUGAACUUGCCAAGAGAUGCAAUACCCUUCCACACCUUUGGGUGUCUGUCUGGCAUCAGAUUGGCAGCUGCACCAGCCAAGGGAACAGAGGAAAAGAGAGGUGCCACUGGGACCUGCCCUGCCAGCAGUGGCCUUCAGGGGGCUCCUUCUGGGGCUCCGGCCUGUUUUCCAGAGAGUGGCAGUAGCCCCAUGGGGCCUGGAGCUGCUGUGGCCUCCACUGGCAGCUGUUUCCAAAAGUGCCUUUGGCCCAGGCUCCAUGGUGACAGUUGGGCCCAAAUCAGAAAGGAGAGAGGGGGCCAGUGAGGACAAGACCUCCUGUGGGCUGGAAAACCACUGGGUGUGUCUCUUGGCGGGGUUUGCCCCAAGAUGAGGGGAGUAUUCAAGGGAGAGGAGUGCUUUCUGCCCCAUGCCUCCAGCCACUGCAUGUGGGCCUGGCUCUCUGGUCUAGGCCCUUUGGGCAAGAAUGUCGGUCUACCUGGCUUCCACCACCCUCUGGCCCUGGGCACCUGGGGGCUCCUGUGAGCAGACAGGCAGAGGGUCUGCCUUUCCCACCAGCCAAGAGUUCCAGGCCUAACUGGGGUACUCGGGGCAGUCUGUUGGAAAUUCCAUUGAGGGGGAUAUCAGGUGCUGAGGCUGCCUGGACCCUUUCCUCCAUCAACCCCAUCUCCACAACCUCAAGCCUGGGCUCUGCCCAUGCCCACUAUUGCCCCAGACCACCCUCAAAGCUGGUCUUCAGAAAUCAAUAAUAUGAGUUUUUAUUUUGUUUUUUUUUUUUUUUUUAGUUUAUUUUGGAGUCUAGUAUUUCAGUAAUUUAAGAAUCAGAAGCACUGACCUUUCUACAUUUUAUAACAUUAUUUUGUAUAUAAUGUGUAUUUAUAAUAUGGAACAGAAGUGUACAGGAGUUUAUUA